Molecule: messenger RNA, 1374 nt
Organism: Botrytis fragariae
Lineage: Eukaryota; Fungi; Ascomycota; Leotiomycetes; Helotiales; Sclerotiniaceae
Product: putative 2-oxoisovalerate dehydrogenase alpha subunit protein
Exons: 3
Coding region: 1-1374 (457 amino acids)
Biological process (GO): branched-chain amino acid catabolic process
Molecular function (GO): oxidoreductase activity, acting on the aldehyde or oxo group of donors, disulfide as acceptor
Source: RefSeq, a predicted model, not a curated record
AUGAAUUCACAGAGAAUUGGAGGGUGUCUUUUGCGGGGAAGUAAGAGGGGAGGGAUAUCUGGACCUUCUUUGAGAAGCAAAACUCAUGGAAUAUGGUCGGCAAGAUGUCAUUCUACCGUGGGACCAAGUCAGAAACCUGGGUCUGCAGGAGUACGCUUCCCCGGAGCAGUAGACAGUAAAUUUACCUCUUCCCUCUCUUUCGAGCACCCCUCAACCUACACCGCCAUCCCUACCUACCGCACCAUGUCUCCGGACGGUGAAAUCCUCGAUCCAUCCGCUGUUCUCCCCUCCGACGAAGCUGCGUUAGAAAUGUAUCUCAACAUGAUAAAAGUAUCUAUUAUGGAUGUUAUAAUGGUUGAAGCACAACGACAAGGUCGAUUGAGCUUUUACAUGCCGAGUCAGGGUGAAGAAGGUACUUGUGUGGGAUCGGCGGCCGCGUUGGAGAAGGACGAUGUGAUUUUUAGUCAGUAUAGAGAGGCAGGUGUGUUUAUGCAGAGGGGAUAUACGUUGGAGGAUUUUAUGAGUCAGCUGUUUGCCAAUAGGAAGGAUAAGGGAAAGGGAAGGAAUAUGCCGGUACAUUAUGGGAGUAAGGAGUUGAAUAUUCACUCUAUCUCCUCUCCCCUCGCAACUCAAAUUCCCCAUGCCUCAGGAGCAGCCUACGCAUUAAAACUCCAACGUCUCCAAAACCCCUCUCUCCCUCCCCGAGUUGUAGCCUGUUAUUUUGGCGAAGGAGCCGCCUCAGAAGGAGACUUCCACGGCGCCCUCAACAUAGCCGCCACGCGCUCCUGCCCUGUAAUCUUCAUCUGUCGAAAUAACGGGUACGCCAUCUCGACCCCCACGCUCGAACAAUACCGCGGCGACGGUAUCGCCAGCCGCGGUACUGGCUACGGCAUCGAUACCAUUCGCGUCGACGGCAAUGACAUCUGGGCCGUGCUCCAAGUGACCAAGAAAGCGCGCGAGCUGGCGCUCACCGAUGGCGGCCGCCCCGUCCUCAUCGAAGCAAUGUCCUAUCGCAUUUCCCACCAUAGCACCUCGGAUGAUUCCUUUGCCUACCGCGCGCGCGUCGAAGUCGAAGAUUGGAAACGCAGGGAUAAUCCGAUCACGCGGCUGCGGAAAUAUUUGGAAAAGAGAAAUGUAUGGGAUGAAGCGAAGGAAAUCGAAGCGCGGACGAAUAUUAAAAAGGAGGUUUUGAAGAAACUGAGCGAGGCGGAGAAGGAAAAGAAACCUCCGAUUAAAAGUAUGUUUGAGGAUGUGUAUAAGGAGAUGACGCCGGAGUUGAAAAGUCAAAUGGAGGAGUUGAGGACGGUGAUGGAGGAAUAUCCGGAGGAAUAUGAUGUGGGUGAGUUUGAGGGGGGUGUGGGUAGUCUGAGGUGA